AUGGAUAUAUUAAAUUUACAAUAUAAUUUUGAAAAUAUGAGAUUAGGUGAAUAUCGAUUGUUGAAUAAACAAAAUUUUUUAUUUCUAUUGUUUUUAAAUAUAAUUAUUAGUGUUUCAACAAUUAAUCGUGAAUAUAAUUUGAUAAUAACAUAUGGAAAUUUAAGUCCUGAUUGUGUUCAGGUCAAUGUCAGUCAACAAUCAUCACUACUUGUUAAUGGACAAUUUCCAGGACCGGAAAUUCGAGCGACUUAUGAUGAUAUUUUGAUUAUUAAUGUAUUUAACAAAUUAGAGUCAGAAGAUUUAACUAUACAUUUUCAUGGUUUAUUUAUGAAUAAUACUCCACACUUGGAUGGUGUUCCGUAUAUUUCACAAUCACCAAUAAAACCGAACGCCAGUUUUACUCAUGUGUUUCGUGUACAAUUAGUUGGAACAUUUUUUUAUCAUUCACAUGUCGGUUUACAAGCAAUUACAGUUUUUGGUCCACUUAUACUAGAAGAUAAAUUAUCGCAAUCUCUCAGUGACAUUGUGCUUAUGUUAAGUGAUUGGUGGCAUACUGACAGAUUAAUUCAAGAACAAGGAUUAUUUUCUCCAACUUUCACAUUUGUAGGUGAACCUACAAGUAUUUUAUUAAAUGGUAAAACAAUGUAUAAUAGUUCAUAUACUUGUAGUCACGGCUAUCAUGUAAUUAAUGUAACUAAAAAUCAAAUGUAUCGACUUCGUAUUAUUGGAGCCACGACACUUGCUACUCUAAAUUUUGCUAUUGCCGGUCAUACGUUAACUUUAAUUGAGGUUGAUGGAAAUUAUGUAAAACCUUUGGAAGUUUCCUAUUUAGAAAUAGCUAGUGGACAACGUUAUUCUGCAUUAUUCAUCACAAAUAACAUAACCGAUAAUUAUUAUAUGUUUGCUGAUGUUCGAUGGCGAAAAAAUAUAGCUCAUAAUGGAAUUGGCAUUCUUCAUUAUGAAAAUGCAUCAGACGCACCCAAUACAAUUGUACCUGAUAAAAGUUUAUUACCGUAUUUACCACCAGAGACGAAUAUCUAUCUAGCCGAUAGUCUACAAUUACAAAAUGACACAUUAAGUCUCCCAUCAAAUGCUGAUCGUGAAAUUAUUUUAAUUGGUACUCAAGUUCGAAACUAUGAUGGAGGAAUUCGAUGGGCAAUGAAUAACGUCAUUUAUAUAUCACCAAAUUCUUCUUAUCUUUUGAAUGAUCUUUAUUUCAAUAAUAAAAGUUUAAUAUCAUCGUCAAAUGAUUUAAGUAAUUUAACAAACGGAGGUUAUUAUGCGCCAGACAAUACAUAUCCCAUUCGAAAAAACGAAGUAAUCGACUUCGUUAUACAAAAUACCGUUGCAUUGAAUGGAGUUUGUGAAGGUCAUCCGUAUCAUACACAUGGACAUAAUUUUUGGGACAUUUCCUAUGGUGAUGGAGAAUAUGAUCCAAAUAAUUUGAGUAAUAUACAUGUUAUUCCUCAUCCAAUUCUUCGUGAUUCAAUAUUUGUUAAACCAUCCGCAUACGCUUAUUAUCAAUAUGUCAAUUCGACUAACUACAAAAAAUCAUGCGGUUGGAAAAAGAUUCGUCUUAUUGCUGAUAAUCCUGGUAUUUGGCCACUUCAUUGUCAUAUAGUUAGUCAUAUGAUGAUGGGUAUGCAAAUUGUUUUGGAAGAAGAUCUUCAAGAUUUACGCAUUCUGUAUGCCAAAGACUUACUAACUAGUAGGAGUACAUCGAUUUUUACAACUAUUUUUACAACUAUCCCAGUUGUUUUUUAUAUUUUAAAUUUUUUCAUCUAUGAGAAGUUACGUAGAAAAUUUGGUUUAGAAGAGUAA
Molecule: messenger RNA, 1821 nt
Organism: Didymodactylos carnosus
Lineage: Eukaryota; Metazoa; Rotifera; Eurotatoria; Philodinida; Philodinidae
Source: the annotation of a GenBank genome assembly